AUGUAUCACAUGGUUUGGUUAUGCCCGCCUGCCUUCCCCGCCACCCCAUCCUCGUUCCUCGUCACCUUUGCUCUCGACACGACGGAUACACAAGAUGCUCCCAGUGUCCUGAGAUCCAAACGCUUUGCCCGCUCGAGAAUGCAAAAAAUCACUACCCAAGAAAAACCCACCCCGCCUCGUGGACGCCAAGGGCGACGUGCGUCCAGAAGUGUCGGACAGAAGGUGUAUGCAUCUGAGAAUGAUGCGACCGGUCCAACCGCAACGACUGUUUCCCAAGCUUCUCAGCUCUUAACCCCCAAGACGCCUUUUUCUGAAGCUCUCGAUCUCUCCUCGACUACCGAGAGCUCAACCACGUCAAAGUCUCGACCACGCAAUAAGAAUCAUCCUAAGAACACUGUUGCGUCUCCCGAUAUCCCUCAGACCUCACGCCGCACUCCACCUCAUUCUGCAUCCGCGACAAAAUCUAGCUCAGCUAGCGCUUUCGCCGGUGCCACAUUCCAUGCUUCGCCCGCACCCUCAGCCUUGCCCCUCCCAAGUUUCCUCAAAACUCAUACGGGGUCUCCAAGGCCGCAAGACGGCGGGCAGCAGCAGCCUUCGCCACCUACCACUGAGGCCGAUGCGCCAACGCCAACACCAUCCCGAUUGUCAGUGGGUCUUAGUCGUCACGAGUCUCCUCUCGAAGCCAUCUUCAGAGCAGAUAGGGCGGAGAAGGAAAGGGCGCGCCGAGCAAGUUUUAGCACCCUGCUGGCUGACCAAGGGCCUGCAUCCCCUCCUAACUCAUUUCCUCGUGAUCUCCCAUCGAUUGCCGGCUACAGAAGCGACCCUAGGGCGCGUCCGCAACCCUACCGGUCCACAUCGGGGAUUCCUCUUUCCGAGUUGGAUGGCACCCCUGAUCGUCGCGUCGGCCCGGCCUUUGCCACGCCUUACCAAGAGCGCAUUCGAUUAGCUCGUGCUGCUGCGCAGCCCUCUCCAGAACGCUCCCUGUGUCCACCCAGGGAGGAAGACCCUUCUGACGCACUGAAAAGGUAUCUGUUUGGGUCCAAGCCGGGCAGUACUAAUGCUCCAAGACCCAAACAGGACAGUACCGAUACUCCUAGCCCCCUUCCUGAAGCGAGGCCUUCGAACAAGCCGGUCGUCGGUUCUUCCGUAUCGGCGGAACGGCCUCCCGGCCUGUUGGCAAUGGAGGACGACCUGCGACGCAUACUCAAGCUCACCUAA
Messenger RNA from Sodiomyces alkalinus F11, 1218 nucleotides. RefSeq lists its product as hypothetical. The record is from RefSeq and is a predicted model, not a curated record. The coding region runs from base 1 to 1218 and encodes 405 amino acids. The transcript has 4 exons. NCBI's taxonomy places the organism in Eukaryota, Fungi, Ascomycota, Sordariomycetes, Glomerellales, Plectosphaerellaceae.